UCAACACAGGCGACGCGGACCGAAGCCGGACAUUCGGCAAUUCAAAAAUGGAUGGGCAGUUCUGCGGUUCGGAUGUGCCGUCGAAAAUUUUUCCGUUUUUUGUGUGAAAUUAUUGCAAAAAAGUGCUUGCCUAGUACGCUAGUGAAAUCGGUAGUACAAUGUGCACAGAGGAAAACUUUAACUUCUUGUUGUUUUAAAUCCGAUUGGUGUGGUGAAAAAUUCGUGAAAUUGUCGCACCCAAUCUAUUUUGGUUCGUUCCUUGGAAAGCUUUCUUCGAACCCAUAACCAAUGAAAAUGUGGCAUGAGGCACGCAAGCAGGAGAAAAAGAUCCGGGGCAUGCUGGUGGACUACCGGAAGCGAGCCGAACGACGUCAGGAUUUUUACGAGCGGAUAAAAGCUGACCCGACGCAGUUCCUGCAAGUUCACGGUCGCAAAUGCAAGAUCCACCUGGACCCGUGCGUGGCGGCAGCUGCAGACAAUCCAGCCAUCAUGAUGCCGUGGCAAGGUCAGAAGGACAACCUGAUUGAUCGGUUCGAUGUGCGGGCCCAUCUGGACUACAUUCCGACGCUGCCCAGCAAGCCCGAUCAGCUAGCCGAGGACGAUGUGCUGGACGUCGAGGAGCGAGCCAUGAAUUACGAGCGGUAUCGCGUUCUGGCACAGAACGAGUUCCUCGGUAUCAGCGAGGAAAAGUUCCUGCAUCAACUUUUCCUAGAGGAGCAAUUCGGCGUGAAUGCACAGGUCGAAGCGGAACAGAAAGCAUCCUCUUCGAAGAAGAAAGCCGGUGGAGGCGUUGCGAUUGGGUAUACGUACGAAGAGUCGGAACCGACUGGUGUGGUCCCAUUUACGCAGACCAUUACGGCGAUAGAGCAAUCGGCGGCCGGAAACAAGUACGAUGAGUGUAUGAAAAGUGACUCGGAUUCGGAUCUGGACAUGGACGUUUCGAUCGAUAUUAAUAAGGUGGGAAAUGCGCAGGCACAUGAGAUGAACGCUUGCGGGCGGCAUUACGGAAUGAAGAGCAACGAUUUCUACUCCUAUUUGACGAAGGAUGCGGAUGAAGCGGAAGCGAUGCGCAUGGCGCGUGAAGAAGAACAGGAGAAGAUAAUGUUCAGCGGCAGGAAGAGUAGACGGGAACGUAGAGCGCAAAGGGAGAGAAAGUUUGCCGGUAGACCGACAAGUCCUCCCAGUUAUGCUGCUAAAGAAGAACUAGUUCCAAGAACCUACGACGACCCUAAUGACAGUUCGAGGUCACCUUCACCUAUCAAUUCCGGGAAAAUAACCUACAUUACCUCAUUCGGCGGUGAAGAUGAACUGCAGCCACAUUCAAAGAUUUCGAUUAGCUUUAACAAAGACAGUCAGGCCGGGAGCUCGAAAAGCGGUUUGUAUGCGGAAAAAGUGAAACAAAAUUUGGAGAAGCUGAAAAGCAUAAGUUCCAAGCAAGAAGUACAAAAAAUGCCGGCGCAGUACCAGCGAAGGUCCAGAAGUUACAGCGAUCGAAGCAGGAGUAGGAGUCGCAGUGGAUCUCGAUCGUGGCGGAGGCGAAAGAGUCGAAGUCGCUCAAAAGGGAAGCGCCCCUAUUCGAAGUACCGCAGGCACUCACGGUCCGCAUCACGGUCGUCCCGGUCAAGAUCGCGAUCCCAUUCUAGAGGUCGGCGUGGUGGUCGACGCACACCGGAUUAUGGAACGCGCCAUAGAAAAAUUAGAUCAUCUUCGUCGUCGUCUCCGAUUCGAAAACCUUCACGAAAAACUUCCAGUUCAGAUUCCGAUUCGUCUCGAAGUCCCAGUCCAAUCCAGUCUAAACCGAAGCGGACUUCGCCUCAGUUCUCUCAUCGUAAACUCUUUGUUAAAACGGAACCAUCCGAAAAAGGGCCCGUUCCUGCACCGGUGGUAACAUCAAGUGUUGCUCAACUAGCGACUCCCUUAACUGAACCGGCUAUUCCAGUCGUGAAAGAAGAACCAUCUAUUAAAGUGCCUGUGCUGGUGGAACCGGAACCGGAAGUUCCCAUUCGACGAUAUUACGGGCGAAAGCGUGAUGACCAAAGCUCCAGUGACAGUGAACUGAACACAGACAGUUCGGAAACUGAUGAACCGACAAAGACACCGACAACUGAAUUACCGCUGGCGAUGGAAUAUUCUUCCACUAUGGUACCACAAACGCAAUCGGAAAAGUAUGGCGGCAGUCUUUAUCCUGGAACGAUCAAGCAGGAAAAGCCGGAAUGUGGUCCGUACGGGUCGUCCCUAUCGUCGGCAAGGUUUGGUAAAUCAGCAUCGGUUGCUAGUGCCGGUGCUGGUACCUCAGUUGGCCCAGCCGAGUCCAAAAGCAGCGAUGGUUCGUAUGCGAGUGGUGCAUCUAAGUCACUUAAUCCUAGAGAUCGGUUGAAACGCAAAAUGCAAAUUCUGUUGAAUAAGCAAUUUAAAGCGGACAAAAAAGCAGAAAUCGAGAAGGUAGAACGUCAGAUUCAACAACAGCAGGAGCGUGAAGAUGAAAUGCGCGAAUUGGCGCUUAAGUUAAGACGCAGACAACGUGAACUUCGGCAUAAGUACGGGACACCGGAAAGUGAUAAAAGCCCGUCCAAAUCGGCUGAAAGUUCAGGGGAGGAUCAAUUCAAGGAUUCACGAUUGCAACCAAUCAAAGAGCCUUCCCCUCCACCAAAGCCUCCUCCUGCUCCUCCGACAAGUUCAGUCAGUUUCAGCACUAGUGCCGUUAUCGAACGUAAACCAGUCCUCCGACGGAUCGCUCAAAUCGAGACAUCACGUUCUCCUAGUCUUGUGCGGAGUAUUCAACGGCGUUCGCGGAGCCGAAGUCGAUCGCGAUCUUCUACCACUGGUGGACGAAACCUUACAGCAUCUAGUAGUAGUACUAGUCGACGCUACGACGAUCGUCCGCCAAGAAGGCGUUCCCCGCCAUUGGCUCCGGCUCCGGCGCCAACCAGAUCACGCUAUCGAUCGAGGUCCCAUUCGCGGGAUAGGGAACGCGAUAGAGGACGUGAACGACGCGGGGGAAGCAAACCUUUUCGUGACUAUGGACGCGGUGGAAGCAGUCGUUACCAUCGACGGAGAUCGCGCUCAGUUUCGCGAGAACGACGCAGAUCACGGUCGAGAACACGACGAUCGAUUUCGCGACCAAAAAGCAACGUAAGUGCCGGCAGUAAUCGCAGGGAUAGAUCACCUAAGAUAAUGAAAAAGUUGGUUGAUUAUUAAUACACCCCGGUUUCCUAUUGUGUAUGGUUUAUGUUUAUGAAAUCAGUGUAUUGCCAUACGGUGAAGCGUGCUAAUCGUUUCUACUACAUACUACACACUUGUUAUAUAUCAGUAAGUUGUGAGUUGCGCAUGCUAAAUAUUGGCAAGCAAUAGGAAUAUGGUAAUAAAAGCUACAUUUCUCAGGAUGAUAUUUAA
Wyeomyia smithii (pitcher-plant mosquito) is the source of this 3393-nucleotide messenger RNA. RefSeq names its product CLK4-associating serine/arginine rich protein. The record is from RefSeq and is a predicted model, not a curated record. The transcript is spliced from 8 exons. Lineage: Eukaryota; Metazoa; Arthropoda; Insecta; Diptera; Culicidae. Bases 289 to 3198 code for a protein of 969 amino acids.